This is a messenger RNA of Polyodon spathula (Mississippi paddlefish), 6769 nucleotides long. RefSeq names its product 4'-phosphopantetheine phosphatase-like. The coding region runs from base 19 to 2328 and encodes 769 amino acids. The record is from RefSeq and is a predicted model, not a curated record. The transcript is spliced from 19 exons. Gene Ontology annotation, cellular component: cytosol; nucleus. Lineage: Eukaryota; Metazoa; Chordata; Actinopteri; Acipenseriformes; Polyodontidae. Gene Ontology annotation, molecular function: pantothenate kinase activity; ATP binding. Gene Ontology annotation, biological process: coenzyme A biosynthetic process.
ACUGAGCAAAUAUCGAAGAUGGCGGCGUGUGUUGAGAUAGGCGGAGGCGGCCACAGUAUGGAUAAGAGCAUCACACUCCCACCAGAUGAGAUAUUUCGCAACCUGGAGAACGCGAAGAGGUUCGCAAUAGACAUAGGGGGAUCUUUGACAAAACUUGCAUAUUUUUCAACAGUUCAACAUAAAGUAGCCAAAGUCCGGUCUUUUGACCACACUGGAAAGGAGACGGAGGACGAGCCCCUCUAUGAGGUCUCGGUGCAGGAGGAGAUCACGGCCCGCCUCCACUUCAUCAAGUUUGAGAACGCCUACAUCGAGACCUGCCUGGACUUCGUCAAAGACCACCUGGUCAACACCGAGACCAAGGUCAUCAAAGCCACCGGGGGCGGAGCCCACAAAUUCAAAGACCUGCUUGAAAAGAAGCUCAAACUGAAAGUUGACAAGGAGGACGAGAUGUCCUGUCUCAUUAAAGGCUGUAACUUCGUACUCAGGAACAUCCCCCACGAAGCGUUUGUGUACGUGAAGCACGCGGAGCCGGAGUUCCGGUUCCAGACCACGCACCCUGACAUCUUCCCUUACCUGCUCGUCAGCAUCGGCUCCGGGGUCUCCAUCGUGAAGGUAGAAUCGGAAGACAAGUUUGAGCGAAUUGGGGGAAGUUCCAUUGGAGGCGGUACGUUUUGGGGUCUAGGAGCUUUACUGACUAAAACAAAGAGGUUCGAUGAGCUGCUGCAGCUCGCCUCCAGGGGGCAGCACACCAAUGUUGACAUGCUGGUGAAGGACAUCUAUGGGGGAGCCUACGAGAGUCUGGGAUUGACCGGGGAUCUGAUAGCGAGCAGCUUCGGCAAGUCUGCCACCGCAGAUAAAGAGUUUUCCAAAGAAGACAUGGCAAAGAGCUUACUGCACAUGAUCAGCAAUGAUAUCGGCCAGCUGGCCUGUCUCUACGCUAAACUGCACAACCUGAGCCGAGUUUAUUUCGGGGGGUUCUUUAUCCGGGGGCACCCCGUUACAAUGCACACAAUCACCUACAGCAUCAACUUCUUCACCAAGGGAGAAGUCCAGGCUUUGUUUCUCAGGCAUGAAGGCUAUCUGGGAUCAAUAGGAGCAUUUUUAAAGGGAGCGGAGGAGGACAAUCCAAACCAGUACAGCUGGGGGGAAAACUACGCUGGCAGCUCGGGCUUGAUGAGCAUUUCCCCGGACGUGUUCCCCAUGCAGCGCACCCGCAGUGGAACGUUUGACAUGCUGGAGAUGGACCGGUUGGAGCGGGAGCUGGUGAACCUGCCCUUGCUUCUCGACUCCUCGUCCUACAUUCCUGACACCGUAGACCUGACUGAGGAUGCCCUGGCCCGCGAGUACUGGCUGUCCUGCUUCGAGGAGGCCCUGGACGGGGUGGUGAAACGCGCUGUCGCCAGCCAGCCUGACCUGCAGGACGCCAGGGAGCGAGCUGAGAAAUUCCGUCACAAAUACCGGCACAAGCUACAGACUCUGAGGCAUCAGCCCUGUGCCUACGGGUCCCUGACAGUAAGAAGCUUGUUAGACACCAGAGAACACUGCCUGAAUGAGUUCAACUUUCCAGACCCUUAUUCACAGAUUAAACAGAGAGAGAACGACCUGGCGCUCAGGUACUUUCAGAAGGUAGUGUCGUCCAUGGAGAUGCUCAGCUGGGAGGACCGUCAGUUUGCCCUGGUGAAGGGGCUGCUAGCCGGGAAUAUGUUUGACUGGGGAGCGAAGGCCGUCUCUGACGUGCUUGAGACUGAUCCAACGUUCGGGUUUGAUGAAGCUAAACGACAGUUACAAGAACGUCCUUGGCUGGUGGAUUCGUACAGCAAGUGGAUUGAGAGGUUAAAGGGUCCUCCUCACAAAUGUGCCUUGUUUUUCGUAGAUAAUAGUGGAAUAGACAUCAUUCUGGGAGUGUUUCCCCUUGUCAGGGAGCUUCUGUGCAGGGGCACCGAGGUUGUGUUAGCCAGUAACUCGGGGCCAGCUCUGAAUGACGUCACCUAUAACGAGCUCCAGAUCCUCACGGAAAAGAUAGCAGCAAUGGACUCGGUCAUACAUUCUGGGAUCACAAAGGACAGGUUGAUUUUGGUUCAAAGUGGCUCCAGCUCUCCGUGUUUAGAUUUGAGCCGCCUGGACAAAGGCUUGGCCACUGUGGUGAAUGAGCGGCACACUGACCUGGUGGUCAUCGAGGGAAUGGGCCGCGCCAUCCACACCAAUUACUACGCAGUGCUGCGCUGCGAGAGCCUCAAACUGGCCGUCAUCAAGAACUCCUGGCUGGCUGAGCGACUGGGAGGGAAGAUCUACAGCGUGGUGUUCAAAUAUGAGCAGCCCCGCGAAUAACACGCCAGCGCGAGACCGCAUCGCAGGGGGGGGGGCGGGGGGGUGAGACUUUAAAAACGGCACCACCUGUACUGCAAUUUUUAUUGUUUCAUAGAUCUGUUUGUUUUUGGGGGGUUGGGAGUUGGUGCAAAAAUCCGGCUUCCACAAGUUGAAAUCAAUAAUUGGACGGCUUUAGUGAACGGAUCUCAAAAUAAUGUGGAAAUUGAUUUGCCCCAGAAUGGUACAAAAUGAUCUGUGCUCUGUCUCCUAGGUGUGUUGCACACUUAGCGACUGCAGCCAUUUCCUGUUCUGAAAUGGGUGUUGGGCUUGUGGUGUUGCUCUGAAUAUAAUCCCACCUUCAUCUUUCUGGCCAAUGCUGGACAAAAAAUGGUCCCGCUUGUACUGCCAAACUUUAGCAAUGGCAGUGUCCCUCCACUGUAGCCCUGGGACUGCGUCUCUCUCUGCUUGCGGUGUUGGAAACGAGGUUCCCAUUGCACAGUUACUGCACUCAGUCCAGGUUGUACUUUGGAUUGGAUUGGAAGACCUCUUUUCUGAAUGUAGCAUGCACAGCGGUCCCUAGUAAAACAUGGACUGGCUCCCACUGCUGCGCAAUGAGACUCCAGUUCUUCAGCAUCUAGUAAAUGCCUCUCAGCAUUAAUGCCUCGUAACAACACUGUAAAUGAGAAGGCAGGGCUGGAUCUGUAGCUGGCUCACCAGGUUUUUAAGAUAAAAUGAAGUGUUGAUGAGUCACGAGAACCAUUGCUCCGUGCUUAAUUGGUAGUGAAGGUUAAUUAAACCCUGGGAGGUGUUUUUUUUUUUUUUAAACACAUUCUGUCUCCAGUUACCAAAGAUGAUGCUCUUUAAGUCUAACCAGUGGAGAGUUCCCAUAGCGUGCUGAACCAAGUCCUCUCCAGACAGACAGACAGACAGACAGACAGCCUUACUGUUUACUGAAGCAUGCAGCAAAUCCACAACGUUCACUUCUCAGUGUGGCCACCAGGUGUCAGUGUUUGUGCACUCGUUUCCUGCAGGUGGUCUUCACCUUUCCCAAGCUGUGUGUUUCUUUGCAAGCCCUGGCUGCCUCACUGAGUGAGCGCUGCCAUUUAAAGCCUGACUUAUAUAGAUUUUUUUUUUAUUUUUUAUUAUCUGCAUUUGUUCACAUUCUGACAGCAGCAUUUGUUUCUGCAGGGAUUUUUAGCUUAUUUUUCUUUUCUCCCGACUGACAGCUUAUUGGUGCUUACUGCACGUGUCAGGAAUAAGGCUGCUUGCUUUUCAGUAGUCUUAAGUCUUUUUGUGUGUGUGUGUGUCGCUGCAUCUCUAUGUAAAUGUGAGCAUCUUUUUACCUUUUAAAAAGACAAACAACCAAAACUGCACUUUUGUCUUGGACAUGAAUCGCCACUCUCUGUAAUCAGAUUCACGUGUUUGUUUGGCAUCUCCGUUGAGGGCUGUUCACAAGUAUUGAUGCAUCAGCCGGUCACUUCGCUACGUCACCGCAUUGCGCGAUUUUCACAGGUUGUGUUUUAAACAGUGUUGUUAAAUGUGGAAUCAUCGAAUGUUUGAUUUUGCACAGCGCAGGAAUAUCAUUUCUGCAGUGAUCAGCAGUGUGAGCUAUAGCGUGUACAUUAGCCAGCUGCCACAAUGAAAGCAAUAGUAUGUUACUUUAUAUAGAGAGUUUCCCCGGGUAUAACGGUGUCCGUCUGCCUUUGGGGGAGGCUCAGGAUAUAUAUUGAAAUGUAUGCAUAGUGUAUGUAUCUAUGUGUGUACAUAUAUGUGUUUGAUUCAUUUAUCUUGAGAAAUCUUUAUUUUUAAGCUAUCCAGUGUUUGUGGAAAAUUAAAUUGAGUAUUUGUUCUUUGACAAUCACAUGUAUUUAUAUGUCAAAUAUAUUUUUAAAUGUUGUCACUGAAAAAAAGAGAACGAUUGUCCUUGUAAAUUAUUAACCCACGUCUGUGGAAUAAAGAUUAUACAGCGAGCGGAAUUCACAAAGUCUUAAGGAAUAUUUUGCAAGGGAUAUAUAUAUUUACACUCAUUUUUAAAGCUCUUUAACCUCAAAGCAUGUUUAUAAUCUUAUAAAAUCUCUUCAUAGCUUGGUGGAUGAUUGCGAGGGGGGGAGAUAUAGAUGCCUGGAAGGGUUGCAUUAAAAGAGAGCAAAGAUAACACAGUGUGGUUUCUUUCUAUCUGUCACAGCCAAACUACAGACCCCUAAAAAAAAAAAAAAAAAGACACCUGGGAUUGUCUUUUGAGACGCUGUCUCACUUGACUGCCAGUCUUACAGCUUAGAAACAGACAUCCCCUGGUCUCUCACUGAGCACCCACGCAGGUAUAGGGGUGUCCUCCUGUGAGUGGAAGUUUGAUUUGAAUAGCCCCAGAAACUAGGGAAGGAACACAGGUAACAAGCGUCUGAGAAGCAUUGUGCUUUCAGGAUUCCAUUCUGGAACCCAUUAUUUAUAGAACCCUGUUAAUAGAACCUUUCGUAAUGAUGCUGUUGAGAUUUAUAAUCGAAUUUACAAACGCUCCCUUGAGUAAGGGGGCCGGCAGCAGUAGUUUUUCAAAUGAUCGAAUAAUAACACAGCCUCCAAACAUAACAGAGAGUAAUUAACUCAAAGCUGCAGCGAGCAAGCUCUCUCUGCAGUUUGCCUCAGCCUUAUUGUUUAAAUGAAGAUUAAUGGAGGCAUAUGACUUUAGCUUUUAAUGUAUUUGUGAUUUAUGUGUUUACGCAGGGACUUGUAAUGCGGUAAAUGAUUCUGCCUCAUAUUGCAAAGUUGCCAUUUGACUUUAUAAUCACUCGUGCAUUGUAACUUAAUAAUGGGGUUAAACACUUUACAAAGAGAACAGCGCAAGCAAAUUUAAAAUCAGCAAAGCAGCCAAAUAAAGGCCGCUUGAUUUGAAUUGUGCUUUGUCUUUUUUCUGUCGUCUGCAGCGUUCUGAAUAACCCUUCAUGAAAACCUUGGAGCCUUUUCGUUUGUGCAUCGUCUUCAUUAAAUAGUUGUUGCCUUGUUUUAUCGAGCUGCUUGGGCUUUCUUGUAAAGAGCAAAGGGUCUUGGCUGUAGCAGGGAGGUGGUGUGAUAAUAAUUAAACGAGACUAGUCUGUCCUCAGCCUUUCGAAGUUUCCAUGGAGCUUUGUAACCCAAUUCUGCAGGACAGGAGCAGUCAAUGCGUAUGCAAGCCACCCCAUUGGGAGUCAGACAAGGCAAAGGUAUUGCACACUGCUGGCACGCUGUUGUAAAAGUGUACUCUUCAAGGUAUGGCAUAGAGAGGUAUGGGAAAGCUAUAAAGGCAUAGCAUGGGGAGGAUGCAGAGAUACAGGGUCCACUUUUAUAUAACGCCUUUCAUAGUAGACCACCAUCACAAAGUGCUUUCCAGAGGCAGGCUGCGAACUGUGCAGUAUAUGCAGAGUCACUUACAAUAGGAUAGCGAUUUAACAUCUCAUCCACAGAAUGGAGCGCAAGGCGAUGAGGUGACUCGCUCAGGGUCACACACAGAGAGUCAGUCAGUGGCAGAUUUGAAUCGGUGACCUUCUGGUUACAAGCCCUGGACUUUAACCACUGGACUACCCUACCUGCUUAAGGGAGCACGCGUCUAAGAAAAUCUUCCAUCUCAACCACCUGUUUUGUUUUAUGUAAAUAGAACCAGGCUUCAGAGCUGUAACAAGUCGAAACUGAGACAGCCCUAUUAGGUUCACACAGGGUUUCUGACAGCUGAGAUAAUGUAAAGAAACCGGACUGUCAAUAAAGCCCACUUUCUGAUUUAGUGCAGUAUUAAACUGAUAAUGUAAGUUUUAAAUGCAUAACAAGUUUAAGAUUGCCGCGGGACGCUGUAGCUUUAAGAGCGCAUACAGAAAUUGGGCAUCUUUGGAGCGGGUGUCUGGGAAAUGCUUUGGCUUGCUGUUUUAUCUUUGUGUGUGGUCUUCCUGGUGGAAUUAAAUUAUAUUACCCAGCAAUAAAUAAAUAAAAACUCUCUUUAUGACCCGGUGCUUACAGAUUGAUGUCCCUUGCACUGAAUCCUAUACAGUAAUUGUCUAGUUUGUUGGUACAGGUCUUUUUCACCUUAGACUGUUGGUUUUGGUUUGUAAAUCAAAGUCGAUUUAUUCUUGGAAUUCUUGAGUUUUAUAUGGAGUGCUUGUCAAACGCUUUUGGGCGUGUCUCUUCAGUUCUUUCCCUGGUGCUGUACCCCACCCCGGUGUUUUGUGUCUCUCUUUGUCUGCUCCUGUGUUCCAUCGGUGUCGCUUUUGUUCCCUAACCCUAACCCCCCCCCUUCAACUCGGUCGACCCGACGCUCUGUCUGCCCGGCGUGGACGCGCAGUGCGGCGGCGCGCACAGACAGUCCGGCUCUAUAAUAAAAGCAGCACGCUCACUCCUACACACAGACCGACAGACGCGCACAUGCUGUCUGCUAACUCGGACCUGGCAUCUUCAGCAUCACUCUCAAUCUGUCUCUCCCAGUCCGAUCAGACAUUUACCAGUU